UGAAUCAGUCGCAGUUUAGCAGCAAUCCAAGCAAUGGCUUUUACCAUUUUACCUGGUUUCCUGCUCCUGGCAGUUGGUCUCUUUGGUUCAUCCUUAGCUGUGGACUAUUGUGCCCUUCCCACAUGUCUGGAUAAGCAUAUAGCCUGCAAUAACAAAGGAAACUUCAGCGAAAACUGUCCCAAGGAUGUGCGUGAGGUGAAGAUCGAGCCCCAUCACAAACUGAUCCUGACCCUCUUCAACGAACUGCGAAACAAUGUGGCUGGAGGCAAAAUAGAGGGUUUACCCAAGGCGAUUCGCAUGGCCAAGAUGUCCUGGUGCGAGGAGCUCUCCCACCUGGCCCUGCUCAACGUCCAGACCUGUGAAUCCCUUCCUGACAAGUGUCGCAGCACGGAAAGAUUCGCUUACGCUGGCCAGAACAACGCCAUCUUCAGCUACAGUGGAGCCGAGACAGAGUAUACCGAUGCCGAGCUAAUCAAGGAGCAGAUCGAGAACUGGUUCGCCCAGCGCUCCAACGCCUCUCCAGAGAUCCUCGCCAGCUUCCCGGAGGAGCUGCCCAGCAAGGAUGUGGCCAAGUUCACCAUUUCCGUGGCCGAGAAGAACACCCAUGUGGGAUGUGCCGCCGUGCGCUUCUCCCGCGACUUCUACAACCACUUCGUGCUGACCUGCAACUUCGCCACCUCCAACAUCGUGGGCCAGCCCGUUUACACUCCCGGAGAGAAGUCCACCACGGGAUGCAAGAACCGCUAUGGAGCCGCCUUCGACUAUCCUAACCUGUGCUACGCCAAGGAGAUCUACGACAACGAGAAGGUCAUCGAAAACGCUAGGGUAUUCUAAAUCCGACUAAAACAUCAGAAAAAUCAUCUUAAUCGGCGGUUUGUAUCCGUAAAAAUUUAUGAGCAUGCAAAUAAAAAGCCAAAGAGCUUAAGAAAUAAAUAUGUUACCAAUGA
Molecule: messenger RNA, 947 nt
Organism: Drosophila subpulchrella
Lineage: Eukaryota; Metazoa; Arthropoda; Insecta; Diptera; Drosophilidae
Product: antigen 5 like allergen Cul n 1-like
Exons: 2
Coding region: 34-834 (266 amino acids)
Source: RefSeq, a predicted model, not a curated record